GUUCUCUGAAUCGUCGGCAUGGCUUCCAGAGGCAUGAUCGCCGUGACAACCGUCCUCCUGUGCUUCAUACUGGGCUCGCUCGGUCCAUUUCCAACUGCUUUGGGUUCCAAUCUGGGCAAAGGCUGUUGCACCAGAUACAAUAGGAAGCCCGUACCCUUCCAGCGCAUCAAGGGCUACAGACAACAAAGCACCAAGGAAAACUGCCACAUCGAGGCCAUCAUUUUCUAUACGGUUAAGAAGAAUCAGAUAUGUGCUACACACAAAGAUGAGUGGGUGAGGAAAACUCUGGAAUUACUCAGCUCAAGACUGAAGAAGAUGUCCAAGACCGGCUUCGCUGCAGGUGAAAGUGGAUCUUUCGUCAGGACCACAGAAACCUUCCCGAACAGCACCAGAUUGUAUUAGCAAAAAUCAGGUGUUGUUAGUUUGGAAUUAAACAAUUUGUGUUAUAGAAAUGCUAAUUCGAGAGAAAGUCGUGUUGGGAAUAUAAUUU
Molecule: messenger RNA, 490 nt
Organism: Cyclopterus lumpus (lumpfish)
Lineage: Eukaryota; Metazoa; Chordata; Actinopteri; Perciformes; Cyclopteridae
Gene: ccl20l
Product: C-C motif chemokine 20-like
Exons: 4
Coding region: 19-402 (127 amino acids)
Biological process (GO): G protein-coupled receptor signaling pathway; cellular response to tumor necrosis factor; inflammatory response
Cellular component (GO): extracellular region
Molecular function (GO): CCR chemokine receptor binding; chemokine activity
Source: RefSeq, a predicted model, not a curated record